GCGCGGUCACCAGCUGAAGCGCGCCAAACGGCGUUGCCCAUAGUUCAGCAUUUGCUUAUUUGAGCCGAGUGUUUAGGAAAGAAAAUUAUCUUGGUUUUUUGUUCCUUAAUUAAUGUUAGCAGUGUUAGGAUUCUUGUAUAAGUAUGGAACACUUUGCUUAAUAGAAGAUUAGCCAGAGAUUGAGUAAGUCUCUCUCGCUCUUUGGUGCCCUAGCUCUCGUUCUCGUCUCAUUCCCUCGACGCCGAGCAUGGUAUCACAGCCUCUACUGCCGUGUCUACAAGCCUCGCCCUCCGGCGUUCCAUUCCUAUCCCCUACGCAACCUCCCUAGGUCAAACAAUUACUUUUUUGUAGAUUAGUCUUGAGCCCAGAUGCUGCACCAAACAGUUGAAGGAUGUCCAUAGUAACAGCAAUAUCAGCGGCAUCUGGAUGAAGAAAUAAAACCACAUCAUCCGCAUGCAUUGAGAUGCGAUGUUGCAAAGCACGUCUUGACAAUGGUUGCAACAAGCCUAGCUCAAUGGCUUUUGAAAUCAUAUGCCUCAACACAUCCAUGACCAAAAUGAAUAACAUUGGAGAUAGGGGUCACCUUGUCUCAAUCCUCACCGAUGAGUUAUUCACUCACCGGGGAUCCCAUUCAAAAACACUUGAGUAGAGGAAGAGCAUAGCAGUCCACUGAUGAUGUCCCUCCAUAUUUGUCCGAAACCCAAGUGUUGCAUGACCUCAAGUAAGAAGGGCCAAGCAACCGAAUCAAAAGCCUCUGAAAUGUGAAGUUUCAGUAAAAUACGGGGCUGUUUUUGUUGAUGCAGAAAUCACGCCGUCUGCUGCACUAAAAUGAAAUUAUCGUGUACGAAGCGCCCUUUGAUGAAGGCACUUUGAUUAGGAGAUACCAUUUGGUUUAAGUGACCUGCCAAUUGAUUAGCCAACAAUUUGGUUAUGAGCUUGGCAAAGCUGUGUACUAGGCUUAUUGGCCUAAAAUCCUUGGGCUACUCGGCAUUUUCUUUUUUCGUAAUCAGUGUGAUAUAUGUAGUGUUAAGAGGGCCGAGACCCCUCAGCUUUCUACUCCAAACAGCAGAGAUAGCUACCAUAAUGUCAUUUUUUAUUAUCGACCAACAAGCUUUGUAGAAAUGCCCUGUGAACCCAUCUGGAUCCAAUGCUUUAUCUGAGGGUAGUUGCUUGAUUGUCAACCACACUUCUUCCUCCAUGAAAGGUGAAUCAAGAUCGGCUAGGUCGUGUGUGUGUGUGUGUGUAGGAAUCCCCAAUUCAAGCAGAUUGAUGGUAUGCUCUCUAGGUUCACUUGUCCCAAGCAAUUUGUCAUAGAAAUCAUCCACAACUCAUGCCUUGUCCUCAUGUGCUGUAUAGAUAUGAUUUUCUGAGAUAAGCCUGCCAAUAAAGUUCUUCCUCUUGCGAUGAUGCGAAUGUAAAUGAAAGAGCCUCGUAUUGGCAUCUCUCACGUAACCACCCAAUGCGAGAGCGUGACCGAGCGAUUGCCUGCUUGAGAGUGGCCAGGGCAAGACUAUGCUUCUUGAGGUUAUUUUUGAGCCAUACUUGUGGUGAAAGAGCACAUCGUUGACAAUUUCGAGCUGAUGUAGAAUUUCUCGCGCUAGGGCAAGUUGAGAAUUAACAUGGCCAACAUUUGUCGGGUAUCGUAACCCAGAGUACCCCAAGCAAAGAGCUUAGAACCCCAUUCUCCUUUUUUAAAAACAAAAUAAUGAUAAGUUAGAAAGGCUAAACAGUCACCCCUCACUUCACCCGAGACCCGAUCGUCGAGCCUCGGUAAGACCGAUAGCUUGGCCUACCGGUUCUGUCUCGCCCGAGACCCAACCAGGCAUCGGACGAGAUCAGGCCAUCUCCGAUUUGCCCGACCUGACCUCGGAGCCUCGUGAAGGCUAGGGAAAGCUUCCGCCCCGCCACUGCCUCCCCUUGUGAACUAUAAAAGGAGGCAGGGUCCCAUUCAAGGGACACGAACAAGAUCACGACGCACACAACGAGCACAACUCAUAGGCACACCUCUCCCACACACAGAGCUGAGACUUUGAAUUCAUUCCCUCUCUCAUGCCUUGCUUGUAAACCCCUACUACGAGUACCUCGGUACAUGAUAAUACAAGACUCUCUCCUCACACUGGACGUAGGGCAUUCUUGGCCUAAACUGGUAUAAAUCUCCUCGGAUUAGGACACACAGAUACAAAUUCACUAGUUAGUGUCGGGACCGCGGGUCUAAACACCGACAACAUUCUUAUCACUCUACUAUAUAAAUUUUUGUAUUGAAGUACUAUUGUGUUGGGAUCCAAUAUAGGUAAGGAAUUUGAAAUGGUAUACUGAAUUUUUGACCCAAACUAAUGAAAUUUUGCAGCCAUUAACUCGAGCAAGGGUCCCAAUAGUGAAGCUUAUGGAUCCGGAAACAGGGCUUUCCUGUGAUAUAUGUGUCAAUAAUCUUUUAGCAGUUGUUAACACAAAACUUUUGCGAGAUUAUGCACAAAUAGAUAGAAGGUUAAGGCAGUUGGCAUUCAUUGUGAAGCAUUGGGCUAAAAUUCGACGUGUAAAUGAAACUUACCAAGGAACACUUUCUAGCUAUGCCUAUGUGAUAAUGUGCAUUCACCUCCUACAGCUGCGAAGAAUACUCCCAUGUCUACAGGAAAUGGAGGCCACUUAUUAUGUCAAGGUGGAUGAAAAUAACUGUGCAUACUUUGACCAAGUGGAGAAGCUAAAUAAUUAUGGUGCUCACAACAGAGAUACAAUAUCAAGGCUGCUCUGGGCUUUUUUCCAUUAUUGGGCAUAUGAGCACGAUUACACAAGAGAUGUCAUAUCAAUUCGUACUGGAAGGAUUAUCAGUAAGGAACGGAAGGACUGGACUAGACGAGUUGGAAAUGACAGGCAUCUCAUAUGCAUUGAAGAUCCAUUUGAGAUCUCCCAUGAUCUCGGCCGCGUAGUUGACAAGUUCAGCAUCAAAAUACUCAGGGAGGAAUUCGAGCGAGCAGCUAAUAUAUUACAGUUUGAUCCGAACCCCAGCAUGACACUCUUUGAGCCAUACGUGCCCCCUCUGUUGCCGAACCUGUUGCAAGAAGAAACUGCGAAUGCUGCAUCUAAUUGAACUAUGAUAGUGUUAGGUUCGUAAUUGAACUAUGAUAGCGUUUGGUUCAUCCUCAGGUAAUGUAAUUGGAUUGCAGCAGCCUUUGUUUGAUUGGAUGUGUUAAUGGUAUUGUUUACAGUUACAUGUGUUUGUUUUCCAA
This is a messenger RNA of Sorghum bicolor (sorghum), 3224 nucleotides long. RefSeq names its product UTP:RNA uridylyltransferase 1. The transcript has 4 exons. The record is from RefSeq and is a predicted model, not a curated record. The coding region runs from base 2384 to 3085 and encodes 233 amino acids. Lineage: Eukaryota; Viridiplantae; Streptophyta; Magnoliopsida; Poales; Poaceae. Gene Ontology annotation, molecular function: RNA uridylyltransferase activity.